Molecule: messenger RNA, 1813 nt
Organism: Scleropages formosus (Asian bonytongue)
Lineage: Eukaryota; Metazoa; Chordata; Actinopteri; Osteoglossiformes; Osteoglossidae
Product: fez family zinc finger protein 1-like
Exons: 5
Coding region: 384-1745 (453 amino acids)
Biological process (GO): regulation of gene expression
Cellular component (GO): nucleus
Source: RefSeq, a predicted model, not a curated record
GCCGCACGCUGAGCGGCAGCGCGAGGCGCCUUGCCAAUAAGAAGCAUCUCACUCAUGCAGCCGGACACGAUUGGAGAGGUGACACAGCACGUGCGCUGAGCGGUGCGGGGUUGGACUUAAAGUGCUGAUUGUCCGGAGUGAACCCAACCCAACCCAACCCAGCCCAUCCCGUCCCAUCCAUCCCAUCCCAUCCCAACACGAGACGAGACAAGGUAACGCAGCGCAACGCGACGCUACGCGAGGGAGCGCGGGGCAGCGCGAGCUGUGGGGGCUCGGCGGGGACGCGCGGCUCUCGCAGAAGAUGCGCUCUCCAGUCGCUCGCUGAGAAGAACCAAAGCAAAGCAAAAGGAAGGAGCCGGAGCGAGGGCGCGCGCAGUCACGCCAUGGAGACGCAGGGCAGACAGUACCACCACCCCGCAGGAAUAUUCACCUCUCCCUCGGUCACCGGACACUUGAGCCGCGGGGAAGAUGUGAUCGCCCUGAGCAAGCCGCUGGCUUUCUCCAUCGAGCGGAUUAUGGCCAGGACGCCGGAGCCCAGGUCCGUGUCCAUGACCACGUCCACGUCCACGUCCACGUCUUCUCCAGACGCGUUCGAGGCUCCCCUCAACAAAGUAGUGGAGCCAAAGCAGCAGCAGCAGGUGAUCCAGCUGAGCUCGUCCCCGCUCCACUGCAUGAUCCCUUUCGUACCUCUCGCCUACGAACCUGGGAACAAGCUGAACGCCGGUGGGUCGGACCCGAGCCACUUCGAUGCUUCCUCCUAUAAUAACCCGAACGACUUGCUGAACGUGGGCUUGAGUUACAAAAGCGACCUCCCAGAUCAUCAUGCGCCGCUUCCGAACCCUUCGGUAGCGCAGUACAAACUUUUUCGGCCGCGGGUCAUAAACCAGUCGCCUUUCCACGCGAUGGGGGCCGUGUGCUACCUGAACUGCGCCGAAGCAGGGUCGUGCGGACCUCCGGCCGGCAUCCUGAACCUGCACCCCAUGGCCUCCUACAUCCUCAACUCGCCGAUCCACGGGCGCCACAAAGCCUUCCUCGCGGAGAAGAGCAAACUAGGCCCGUGCGUGGAAAGGUACCCCCCCGGCGGCGUGGCUUACAAGGACCUGUCCCAGAGUGAGCUGCAGCACCUGGUCAAGGAGAAGCUGUUCAAGAGCUCCUCCAAACUGGGCUGCGGCUCCGCGUCGCCCGGCGCCAAGCCCAAGGUGUUCACCUGCGAGGUCUGCGGAAAGGUGUUCAAUGCCCACUACAACCUCACGCGACACAUGCCCGUGCACACCGGCGCGCGACCCUUCGUCUGCAAAGUGUGCGGCAAAGGAUUCCGCCAGGCGAGCACGCUGUGUCGGCACAAAAUCAUACACACCCAGGAAAAACCACACAAAUGCAACCAGUGUGGGAAAGCGUUCAACAGGAGCUCCACGCUGAACACGCACACGCGGAUCCACGCGGGAUACAAACCCUUCGUGUGUGAAUUCUGUGGCAAAGGAUUUCACCAGAAAGGUAACUACAAGAACCACAAGCUGACGCACAGCGGGGAGAAGCAGUUCAAGUGCAGCGUGUGCAGCAAGGCCUUCCACCAGGUGUACAACCUCACCUUCCACAUGCACACGCACAACGACAAGAAGCCCUUCACGUGCCCCACGUGCGGAAAGGGCUUCUGCCGGAACUUCGACCUGAAGAAGCACGUGAGGAAACUGCACGACGUGCCCGCGCCGUGCCACGCGAAGAAGGAAGCCCACGAGGGCCCGUGAGAUCGUUCCCCUCGUUAUCGCUGUCGCGCGCUAACGCCCCCCCCCCUCCCCCGCCCCGCGGCGCCCAU